GCUGAGAGCAGCCAGUCCAAGAGGAGGAACCCUGGGAGAACAUGUGUCCUUGUCAUUCUACUAAAAAUAAUCAUUUGGAUAAAACAGGCUUGAAUUAGUCUUAAGGUUAUGGUAGAAGAACUUUGACUUUGAGUACCACGUCAUUGAGUCGCAUUCUCACCUCACGCGUACCGGUGGCAGCCAUGAGCUUCUCCAUCGAAGAACGAGGAAAUCCCAACACUCUGAGCUACAGGGUGUUUUACAAGGACCAGGAUGGAAAAUACAUUUCGCCAUUUCACGACAUCCCUUUGUACGCAGAUGAAGCCCAGAACAUUUUCCAUAUGGUUGUGGAGGUACCCCGAUGGACAAAUGCAAAAAUGGAGAUUGCCACAAAGGACCCACUUAAUCCAAUAAAGCAGGAUGUAAAAAAGGGGAAUUUGCGAUAUGUGGCCAGUGUUUUCCCACAUAAAGGUUACAUCUGGAACUAUGGUGCAAUUCCUCAGACCUGGGAAGACCCAGGCCACAAAGACUGUGAUACUGGAUGCUGUGGUGACAAUGACCCAAUUGAUGUCUGUGAAAUUGGAAGCAGGGUAUGCUCACGAGGAGAAGUUAUCAAAGUGAAAGUCCUGGGUGUACUGGCUAUGAUUGAUGAAGGCGAAACUGACUGGAAAGUUAUUGCAAUCAAUGUUGAUGAUCCAGAAGCAAAAGACUUGAAUGAUAUUGCUGAUGUUCAGCGACUCAAGCCAGGCUACCUUGAAGCUACGGUGGAUUGGUUUAGACGGUACAAAGUACCAGAUGGGAAGCCUGAAAACCAGUUUGCUUUUAAUGGGGAGUUUAAAGACAAGGACUUUGCCAUUAAGACAAUCAAAAGCACCCAUGAUUUUUGGAAGACACUUAUUUCACAACAGACCAGUGCAGGAGGUCUGAGCUGUAAAAACACUUGUGUGUCAGAGGCAGGAAGUCCAUUCUUCUUCUCAGUGGAGGACGCCAAGGCAGUUGUUGAUGGCACUUGUCCCUGUGGCGAGGCAGGAUGUAUUCCAGACUCAGUUGACAAAUGGUUUUAUUAUCAGAAGUGACGAGAAAACAGCCCAAUCUUGAUGGACCAGUCUGAUUUCCUCCAUUUAGAGUAUGUGCACAUAGACAGAAUAAAUAAUUUAAAAUGGAUUGAAAAAUAUCAGGGUUAACACAUCCUUAUAUAUAUAUAUAUAUAUAUAUAUAUAUAUAUAUAUAUAUAUAUAUAUAUAUAUAUAUAUAUAUAUAUAUAUAUAUAUAUAAUGUGCAUACAGUCUGUGAUUGUUAUGGAAAGUAGUAGUCUGGUCAAACUUGAAAGUUGCAUCAAUAAAGUCUUUCUGCUUGUUCCUGCCACUGU
Silurus meridionalis is the source of this 1348-nucleotide messenger RNA. RefSeq names its product inorganic pyrophosphatase 1b (gene ppa1b). Gene Ontology annotation, molecular function: magnesium ion binding; inorganic diphosphate phosphatase activity. Bases 183 to 1055 code for a protein of 290 amino acids. The record is from RefSeq and is a predicted model, not a curated record. NCBI's taxonomy places the organism in Eukaryota, Metazoa, Chordata, Actinopteri, Siluriformes, Siluridae. The transcript has 12 exons. Gene Ontology annotation, cellular component: cytoplasm. Gene Ontology annotation, biological process: phosphate-containing compound metabolic process.